This is a messenger RNA of Pichia membranifaciens NRRL Y-2026, 1071 nucleotides long. RefSeq lists its product as hypothetical. Gene Ontology annotation, molecular function: GTPase activity; GTP binding; molecular adaptor activity. NCBI's taxonomy places the organism in Eukaryota, Fungi, Ascomycota, Pichiomycetes, Pichiales, Pichiaceae. The transcript has a single exon. The record is from RefSeq and is a predicted model, not a curated record. The coding region runs from base 1 to 1071 and encodes 356 amino acids. Gene Ontology annotation, cellular component: microtubule cytoskeleton; cell division site; septin ring. Gene Ontology annotation, biological process: cytoskeleton-dependent cytokinesis.
AUGUUGGCGGGGGAAUCUGGGUUGGGGAAGACGACGUUCGUCAACACGCUUUUCCAGACGAGCUUAAAGAACCACCAGGAGCUGCGCAAUAGAUACAACAAGCCGAUCAAGAAGACUGUGGAGAUCGACAUCAUCCGUGCGGAGCUCGAGGAGAAGAACUUCAAGCUGAACCUGAACAUCAUCGACACGCCGGGCUUUGGCGAUAACAUAGACAACAAGAACUCGUGGGCGCCGAUUGUCGACUUCAUUGACGACCAGCACCAUUCGUUCAUGAAGCAGGAGACGCAGCCAAGCCGUGGCGGUGUCAAGGACUUGCGUGUGCAUGCGUGCCUUUACUUCAUAAGACCGACCGGGCACACCUUGAAGCCGUUGGACAUCGAGAUCAUGAAGCAGUUGGGUAUGAGGGUGAACCUGAUCCCGGUUAUCUCCAAGGCGGACACCUUGACGCCUAACGAGAUGCUGGAGUUCAAGAAGAGAAUCAGAGACAUCAUCGAAGUCCAGGACAUCCGGAUCUACUCGCCACCGAUGGAGCUGGACGACCAGGCUGCCUCGGAACACGCCAAGCAGUUGAUCGAGUCGAUGCCUUUUUCGAUCAUCGGGUCUGAGGAGGAGUUCGAAGUCAACAACCAGCUGGUCAUCGGUAGGAAAUACCCAUGGGGUUUUGUCGAGGUCGAGAAUGACCAGCACUGUGACUUCAGAAAGCUGAGAAGUUUGCUUUUGAGGACGAACAUGUUGGACUUGAUUCUCUCGACCAACGAGAUCCACUACGAAACAUUCAGAGCGAAGAUGAUGAACAACGACAGCGAUAACUACGAAAACAGGAAGGGCGCCGACAAGGUGUCCCACAAGGACACGAACAACCCGCAGUUCAUCGAGGAGGAGAAGAAGCUGAAGAGAUACUUUGCCGAGCAGUUGAGAAACGAAGACCAGCGCUUCAAGCAGUGGAAGCAAAACAUUUACACCGAGAAGAACAGAUUGAACCACGAUUUGGCGCAGUUGCAAGCCCAGAUGAAGAAGCUGGAGGAAGAGGUGAGAGUGUUGCAGGAGAAGAAGGUUAAAUCUGCGCCUUAG